This is a messenger RNA of Arvicola amphibius (Eurasian water vole), 321 nucleotides long. Its product is annotated as prostate and testis expressed protein 3-like. The coding region runs from base 1 to 321 and encodes 106 amino acids. The record is from RefSeq and is a predicted model, not a curated record. The transcript is spliced from 3 exons. Lineage: Eukaryota; Metazoa; Chordata; Mammalia; Rodentia; Cricetidae.
AUGGAAAACCUACUGAAGCUGUGUCUCUUUCUUCUCUGCUUUGAAACCACUUUCACGAUAAAGUGUGUACUGUGUCCGUCUUACAAAAAUGAGGAGUGUGUUGAUGGGAUUCAGACGUGUACUACACAACCUGGUGAAACUUGUAUGAUCCGCAGAACCUGGCAUUCGGGUAACCAUAAUAAGCUGGAAAGUGCGGAGAUGAGGUGCACAAAAUUCUGUAAAUUUAAUGAAAAAUAUUCUGGAGGUCUAACAAUACAUACAUCCUGCUGCAGUUCUGAAGAUUUCUGCAAUGACAUUGAUUUGCCAAUGGUGAUGACUUAG